Coregonus clupeaformis (lake whitefish) is the source of this 3011-nucleotide messenger RNA. RefSeq names its product zinc finger protein 319. Bases 775 to 2559 code for a protein of 594 amino acids. NCBI's taxonomy places the organism in Eukaryota, Metazoa, Chordata, Actinopteri, Salmoniformes, Salmonidae. Gene Ontology annotation, biological process: positive regulation of DNA-templated transcription. The transcript has 2 exons. The record is from RefSeq and is a predicted model, not a curated record.
UAUUCUUGCAGUAAUAGAUUAAUUGUGGAUCAGAUUACUCAGAUCAGAGAACAUUAAAACUCAAAUCAGUCACAUUGGUGCCGUGACUCCCACCCAUACCCUAAACUCCCACCCCUAUCCAUCCAGGAAUAUGAAAUAUGUGCAUCAUUCUGUACAUAUUCUGAUUACAGCUACAGUAGCCUGGUGUGUAUCAAUGUUCAUAGUGCUCCAAUUAGUAAUUAAAUUAGAAUUUGACUUUACAAUGCAUUUAAAUUAUACACCAGAGUUAUGCAAAAUUGAAGGAGAACGGUUGGAUGACUGUGAAAAGAAGGACAACCUUGCAUCAUGAUACAGAAGGGGAAAAUCUAGCUAUAACAUUUGAAUAAACACCCUGGGGAGUGAUGCAACUAUGCAGGCUGAGGAGAUUUCCGGUGUACAUUUAUAGUGGAUGGCGUUUCGCCCUCCUCUCGCCACCGUCCUCCGCUAGCCGUAGCCAAAUAUUUCUCGAAGGUCGACUCCUGUCCUGGCUCCAGAGGAAGAGGUUGACUCAAUGAUUGAGAGCCAUACCAAAAUGGUUUCUGCCCUUUUACUAGUGGACAACCAGAGGCGCAUCACCUAUUGAUAACAGACCAACAAUCUUCGUCGUUGAGAGCCGGGUAGAGAACACACACCCCCCCCGUGUUGGACAUCGCCAGCCCAACCAAAACCUGCCCAAAUAGCCGGGCCUUACUUGAUACUCCUGGGCCCUCCCCUCUCACACAGUCAAAACUGAAUCCAUACGAGCGAAGCAGCAGGAUGACUGAGGCGUGGCAGCAGCAGCACGCAGUGGCCCCCCCACCCACCGUGGUGCACAACCUCCCCCCGGGCUCCGACAGUGCCCUGGGCUGUGCCGUGUACGGGAUCGUCCUCCAGACGGAUGGGGCCUCCCUCCAGCAGCAGCAUACCGUACCCGCCCAGCAGCCCUCCCUACAGGUAGGGGGCGAGGGAGGGCACAAGUGCGGGGCCUGCGGCCACGACAUAUCACACCUGGCUAAUCCGCAUGAGCACCAGUGCAUGGGGAGCGGGGAUCGGUCGUUCCAGUGUACACAGUGUAUGAAGAUCUUCAGCCAGGCCACUGAUCUGUUGGAGCAUCAGUGUGUGCAGGUGGAGCAGAAGCCGUUUGUGUGCGGCGUGUGUAAGAUGGGUUUCUCCUUGCUCACCUCGCUGGCGCAGCACCACAACGCCCACAACAAUGGCAACAACCCCAUGAAGUGCUCCAUCUGUGAGAAGACCUACCGUCCGGGCUCUGGGAACAACACCCCCACCUCCUCCGCCGCCAACCCGUCCACCGGCGAAGCUUCCAGUGGCGGGGCAGCGUGCGGAGCCUCGGCCCCUACGGCGUUUGAGGCUUCGGGACCAGACAGGCCCUACAAGUGCUCAGUGUGCCACAAGGGCUUCCGGCAUCUGUCUGAGCUGUCGCGACACGAGCGGGUGCACACAGGAGAAAAGCCCUACAAGUGUGACACCUGUGAUAAGAGCUUCAGCCAGUCCUCUCACCUGGCCCAUCACCAGCGUACCCACAGCUCCGAGCGGCCCUACAAGUGUGCCGUCUGCGAAAAGUGCUUCAAGCACCGCUCGCACCUCGUGCGCCACAUGUACGCCCACUCCGGCGAGCACCUGUUCAAGUGCAAUUUGUGCGAGAUGCACUUCAAGGAGUCGUCGGAGCUCCUGCACCACCAGUGCCAGCCCACGGUGACCUCGGACAGGCCGUUCCGCUGCGGCUCGUGCGGGAAGGGCUUCAAGCGGCCUUCGGACCUGCGGCAGCACGAACGCACGCACUCCGAGGAACGCCCGUUCCAGUGCGAGGAGUGCCAGAUGAGCUUCAAGCAGCAGUAUGCCCUGGUUCGCCACCGCCGCACUCACAAGAACCCAGCCGACCGGCCUUUUAAGUGCAACCUGUGUGACAAGGGUUUCCUGCAGCCCUCCCACCUGCUGUACCACCAGCACGUCCAUGGCAUGGAGAGCCUGUUCAAGUGUGCUUCCUGCCAGAAGGGCUUCAGCCAAUCCGGUGAGCUGCUCCGGCACAAAUGCACCGGCUCAGGGUCGGCGUCUGGGUCCGUGUCCGCGGCCACGCCGGUGGUGGAGAAGCCCUACAAGUGUGACGUGUGCGGCAAGGGCUACAAGAAGAAGUCGACGCUCCAGCGCCACCAGAACUCCAGCUGCCAGGAGAAGCCGCUGAAGUGCUCCCUGUGCAACCGGCGCUUCCUGUCGCCGUCUGAGUUCGUGACACACCGUUGCGACCCAUCCCGGGAGAAGCCCCUCAAGUGUCCCGACUGCGAGAAGCGCUUCAAGUAUUCCUCGGAGCUGCAACGUCACCGCCGCGUUCACACCGGGGAGAAGCCCUACAAGUGCUCCAGCUGCGACAAGAGCUUCAAACAGCGGGAACACCUGGUCAAGCACCAGGCGGUGCACUCGCGGGAAGCCCAGUUUAAGUGCGUGUGGUGCGGGGAGCGUUUCGUGAACCUGGGGGCCCUCCAGGAGCACACGGUCCAGCACACUGCAGAGGGAGGUGGUUACCCUGUGGCCCCUUGCAUACAGUGAGCAGAUCUGCUGCUGUUGAGCCCCUGUGCAGUGUGAACACACAGUGACAUGGAAUGUUGCCCACCAGGCAUACAGCAACACUCUUACUGCCACCCUAUUUGUAUAUAACCACACAUUCAUUAUUUACAUUUAGUGGCACACCCAAAUUACCUCCCCCCCUCCUUUUGCAUAAACAAUGGUAAAACUCUGCUUAAUCCUAACCAUGAAGUUAUUAUUGACACCACCUUCCUCACACCAAGGUAAUCAUGCCCAUGUUCUGUCCUUCAUUAGUGACAUCAACUACCCCAUGACCCAGAUCAACUGAAAACAGUACAUCAACUACCCAUGACCCAGAUCAACUGAAAACAGUACAUCAACUACCCAUGACCCAGAUCAACUGAAAACAGUACCUCAACUACCCAUGACCCAGAUCAACUGAAAACAGUACAUCAACUACCCAUGACCCAGAUCAA